AUGGCGAGCAAGAAAAAAGUAAUCACAGGUGAGGAGCGCCUCAAGCGCAGUUGCAGCAUUAGAAUGGGCAUCAUUCGCGGCCUGAUAAGGGGUCUGGAGUUUGCCGAGGACCGUGUCCUAUGCGACAAUUGGCUUAGUUUUCUCAGUGAGUCUGCCAAGGAUCAACCCAGGACUUGCAGUGGCUUGCUAGAGCAGAUGGAGCGCCAACUGCGAGAGAUGGGCCAUCUGUCGAAGCCCUUCAAUGCCCACGUCUACUGCCGCACUGAUCUGCGCGUGCUGCUCGACGAGGCGCGGCGGCUCCACUCCAGUCUGCCGGAGGUAGUUGCUCCCAAUACCUCCGCAGCCAGUCCAAGCAGGGGAUCUUCUUUUGUGUGGCGCCAGAGGGUUCGACACCUGAGCGCUCUGGAGGAGCAGUACCGACGCAAGAAGAUAGAGCAAAGGCUCAACUCGAAGCCAAAGAAAGUUACCGCAAUUAAGGAGGUUGGGGUCCAAGUGGAGCCGCCUCGGAGAGAGGGCGAUGUCUCAGGUCGAUUACCCAAAAAGCUAGAGAUGAAAGAGCGACUGAUUCGAGACAAUCUCCAGCGGGUGGCCGAGCAACGCCAGUUGGACCUCCAGCGAAAGGCAGAGGCCCGCCAGCUUCGAGAGCAACGUCUGCUCGAGCAGCGGCUCAAGGUCCAGGAGCAACGGGACCAUGAGCGCAAUAUGAUGAACAAGAAACGGGAAGCACCCAGUCACCGAACCAUGGGGCUUUCCCGUCGCCAAAAACAAGAUGAGGCAAAAGUGGAACAAGUGAGCCGUGGGCGUGCGAAGGAGUUGAAGAAACCAGAGGCACUACAAAAAAGCUACAAGGCUCCUUUGCCCUCUGCUGGCAACUGCGUGCGUUGCGAAAUCUAUGAUCGGCAGGCCGCCAUGCGAGCGGAGAUCGUAAAGCAGAAGGAGACGGACUAUGAGCAGCUCAAGCAGUACCACCACAAAAGGGCGCUGGAAGAGCGAGCGCGUCUGAAGAAGGAGCGGUUGGAUCGGGAGAAGGCGGAGCAAGGACGGAAGACUAAACAGGGAAGAGCGACAGGUGGCCUGGAUGAGCUCCCUCGGCAAGGGAAAGACACUAUAAGAAACGUGUGUGGAAGAAAAGAACACAAGAAAAAGCAAGAGGAACUAAAAAAGAAGGCUCCAGAUGAAUCAGAACGAAGACAAAGGGAUGACCUACAGGGAAAGUCCCAAAAGCAGCGCGAAAAGGAAAGAGACCAAAUUAGAAAGCAAGAGUUGCUCGAUGAGAAGGAAAAGGCUCAAGAGAAGGCAGAAUCAGAACGAAGACAAAGGGAUGACUUACAAAAAAAGUCCCAAAGGCAGCGCCAAGCUAGAGAAGAAUCGGAGCAAAGACUAAGGGAGGAUCUACAAGAGCAGAUUGAAGAACAAACUAUUUUCGAAUCCAGGCGCGAUCUCCUUGUCAUCAAACGGAAGCUUCUGCAGCUGAAACUGAGCCAGCUUCAAGAGAAAUAUAAAAAGCCACCAGAAGGGUUAACUGUGGAACAAGAAUUAGAAUUUAGGAAGAGGGAAGUGAAAGACAUAAAAGAAUUAUUGAAAGAGGCAACCGAGCAUAAAAUGGAGAUCCGUAAAGCUCUUGAAGCUCUGAAAGAGGACAGGCAGAAGUCUGAAGAAGGAGAACCAACGACAGUUCCUUGUGUGGCUGUCCAAGCUUAUUUGGAAAUCCAGAAAGAGAAGGACCGUCUUACCCAGAGGAUUCGUGAACGUUGUCAGGAGAUCGAGAAGAAGCUCUUGGCAGGGGCGCCGAAUAGGGACCCGGACUACUGGGAGAACUGGGCUCAAGAACUUAGAGGGAAAUGCUUGCAGGAGCUUCGGAAUAUAGAGGCUGUCCUAAACAAGUAUUCUCCUGCAACUUUGGAGAAUGAAGACGACGAAAGUCUCGGAGAUGAUCCUUCUCGGAGGGACACAUAUCGCUCCCACAGAGAAGUCAACGAUCUAGCACCUCGAGCAUCCACAUUGCAAGGGGCUUCUUCCCUAGAACUGCUUUACAUGAGGGAACCCUGGGCAGAUUCUAAUUCUGUUUAUGAUGCCGGAGAGCCGCGAAUUAACGCUGGUGAAAGCAUUGUAUCCUUCUGUACCGUAACUUGCAGAAAGCGUUUUUCGAACAUCGGCCAAAGGGGAAGGAAGGAAGUUUCCCUCAAUCGAGGGGCUUUCGGUCAACUCUUGAAAGGAUCAGGCUCAACUGAACUUAAGCCCAAAGUCCUGGCUGCCCAGAAUCGUAUUUUGGAGAGGAAGUUGGCCGUCGCCAAGACGAUCACAUUGAACAAGUAUAUUCAAAAAUCCUUGAUCCUGAAGGCUGGGCGAUUGAUCGAUGUUUUGGUGUAUGAAAAGGCCAAGUCCCAUUUAAAGCCACCCAGGCACUUUUUCCAAGCCCUUUUAAGUCCCCUGCUUCAAGACAUGGCAAAUGUUUCGCCUAGAGUCCUGGAGGCCAUUGCUUCCUUAGAUAACAAGCUGGAGGCAUAUCUUGAAAGCUUGUUCGAAGGCCAAGCUGUUGACCAGAUUAACAAUAUUAACGAUAUCUACGACCAGACAGUGCAGCAGCUAAGAGCUCAAUGUAAUAAGCAGCACCUGGUAUCAGAGCUCUUGAUUGGAUUUUACGACGAGCAUCCAAAGCUACCCGAGAUUCUUCAGGCAAUCGAUCAGCUCUACAGGAUGUGGAAGGACCAGCGGCUUGACGAGCAAUAUAAACCAUAA
Drosophila kikkawai is the source of this 2739-nucleotide messenger RNA. Lineage: Eukaryota; Metazoa; Arthropoda; Insecta; Diptera; Drosophilidae. The record is from RefSeq and is a predicted model, not a curated record.